CGUCAUUUGAAAAAUUCAGAAAAAUGGCUCAGAAUAUUCCUCCCCAUUUAUAUUCAAGUUUCUGGUCAUAAGAAAUGAUUAGAUAGACAUUAAGAAUGUCGAUAGUCAGAAGAGCAAAUAAUAUUGUUUCAAACUACAAUAUUUUUUGAGGAUGUCUUCCAAGGCAAAUCGCCAUAGUGGUGAAAACUUUAACUACAAAGACAGUGCCAAUGGCAAAGAUAGUCGUCGGGAGAGCAACAAAGAAUUUAAACGAGAAAUAAGCGUCAAUUCCAAAGAUCCUUCAAAGAGAGAAAGCAAGGAAAGCUUGAAGAGAGAAAUUAAUUCCAAUUCAAAAGAUGUAUCUCGUAAAGAAAGUAGUUCCAGUAAGUCAUCGGUGGUGCUGCGUGAUAAACGGAAACAAGUGUUGAAGAGGGCAGAAGCAUCAGAUUCCGUAAGUGAGGAUGGAAGUGAUGACAAUCAAUCCGUAGCAAGCAAUAUGACAGAUGGCCCCCCAGCUGCCCAGCAAGGCAAGAAGCUGCGCCAUCAGAAGACUAUGGGGGAAUGGGAGAUUAUUGAAGGUUUGAAAGAAGGACAGACAUACCAAAAGAAACCAAGAAAGUUUGAAGGCUAUCUCAUGAAAAGAAGGAAAUGGCCUAUGAAAGGCUGGCACAAAAGAUAUUUUGUACUUGAUAGUGGCAUCAUGACAUACGCCAAAACACCAUCUGAUAUUGCGAAAGGGAAAAUCCAUGGAACCAUAGAUCUUGGUUUGUCCGUUAUAUCAUAUAAAAAAUACACAAAACGACUAGACAUAGAUGCUGAGGAUAUUAUCUACCAUUUAAAGGUGAAGAGUUCCAAUAUUUUUGAUGGCUGGAUCACCGAGAUUACACACCACAGACUUUAUAGACAGCACAAGAUUUCCUAUGGAGACCGCGACGUCAGCAAAAUCAAUAAAUUUUCUAGUCAGGAAGAAACUGCUCCAGAAACUUAUGUUACACCUACUCAGGAAAAACCACCAGAUGAGCUGUUCCGUGAAUUACAACGCACACUGAGCCUAACGAAGGUGAGAUCAGGAAGUAUGAAAUCUCGAAGUUCCACUUUAACUCGCGGUCAAGGGAGAGUUGCAGCCUGGCUGCUAGACAUGACUGGUUUGGAUAAAUGCAAUACAGAUUUGGAGAAUGUCCAUGCUAGGUUGGUAGAACUGAACGAAGUCCUACAGAAGCUAGGCCAGUCUAAUAGUCCUUUACAGCCAGGUGGCUCAUCCAAUACAGAGCUCAACACCAGUAGCCUCAAAAAAGAGAAAACAGGAAUCCGCCUUUCUUUCCGUAAAUCUAGUUCCAAGAAGGAGAAGAAAGGGGCGCGGACCCCUGAGUUGCCUCGUAAGAGCCUCCUUUCCCCCGGUGGGAGUGAACGAUUUCACUUGAGCUCAUCCAAUCCUAACUUAUCAACCCUCGACACAGACAGGGGUCGACCAAUCAGCCUUCCUAACACAUUCCUCAACACGUCACCUCCAAGUAAAGAGCAACUAGUCCAGGACAACCAUUUACGUGAAGAUUUUAUUGGAACCGCUAAAAAUAUUUAUGAAAGUUUGAAAGGCUUGGUGUCAAAUAUGGACACUGAGAGGGAGAAGAUCCGUCAUGCUUUGGAGCAAGACUCCCUCGCUCCUUUAGGAGCAACAACCAACUAUGCAGUAAAACAACAACUCAUUGAGGCCCAGAGGCAGAAUGCUGAGCUAAGGGCUAGAUUGUCUAGGAUAGCUGGAGAGUGUGAUGUAUCUGGGGUUGUUCCUAUACCUACAGUAACAGUGGACUCUGCCCCUGUAUCUCCAAGGCCAACCAUGACACAUUCAAUCUCAGCUGAUAGUACUUCUAUAUGUGAAUUCUUUGAUGCCAAUGAGUACCUGAUGUCAAGUGAAGCCUCCAGUGAUAUAUCUGAUGAGGAAGAUGAUGCCUCCAGUGAUAUCUCUGAUACGGAGAAUACAACUCCUGGCGAAAGUGUGGCUGAAGUUGAUGACCAAGGGUGCCCCCGUUACCUGACUGGACGGCGUACCAAGCUUCCCUCCCCACGUCCUGAUACGGGUGAUGUUAGCCUAUGGGGUCUGCUAUGCAGAAAUAUCGGAAAGGAUCUCUCAAAGAUAUCAAUGCCAGUAACCCUGAAUGAACCUCUCAAUAUGCUGCAGUGGCUAUGUGAAGAAUUGGAGUACAGUGAAAUGCUAGAUAAAGCUGCAGAGAUACAAGACCCUGUACAGAGAAUGGUUCAUAUGGCAGCAUUUGCAGUUAGCGGAUAUGCAUCAUCAUACUAUAGGUGUGGUCAGAAACCAUUCAAUCCACUGCUUGGAGAGACAUAUGAAUGUGUCAGAGAGGACAAAGGCUGGAGGUUUAUAUCUGAACAAGUCAGUCAUCAUCCCCCUAUAUCAGCAUGUUACUGCGAGUCAAAGAACUUUGUUUUUUCACAAGAUGCCCAGAUAAAGACAAAAUUCUGGGGGAAAUCUAUGGAGAUCCAACCUGUAGGAGUAGUCUGUGUUAAACUUCCAAAAUUCAAUGAGCAAUACCAGUGGAAUAAGGUUACAACGUGUGUUCACAAUAUAUUAGGUGGUCAAAGGUGGUCUGAACAGUAUGGAGAGAUGAACAUUAAAUGUGACAAUGGCAUCACAUGCAAACUCACUUUUACUAAGGCAAGUUAUUGGUCUGAGAAAUGUCAUGAAGUCUAUGGGAGUAUUUGUAAUGCUGAUCGUAAGGUCUUGACGCACAUUUUUGGGAAAUGGAAUGAGGGGAUCUACUCUGGUCAUGCCCCCUCUGCUAAGUGUAUCUGGCGACCAGGUGCAAUGCCAGAGGACUAUGAACUAUAUUAUGGUUUCACAAGGUUUGCCAUAGAGUUGAAUGAACUAUGUCAGGAAGAUGCCAAGCUGCUUCCUGCAACUGACACAAGAUUCAGGACUGACCAGAGAUUGCUUGAAGAAGGAAAUGUGCAAGGGGCGGAGAAUGAGAAACUACGAUUGGAACUUAUGCAACGUGAGAAACGGAAACGUCGGGAAGAGGAAGGCAUCAAGCAUGAACCUCGAUGGUUUAGGAGGUUAACCAGUGAUAAAUCAGAGAACUAUGUGUAUGGUGGACAAUAUUGGAACAAAAGAAAAGAUCCAGGGUUUGCACGACUGACAUUCCCUAAACUUUGGUAGACCCAUAUACACCAACAUGCCAAAUCAAUAUCCAUUAUAGAGCUCCUCAAGACUAUAGCUUUAUAUCUACUGAAGAACAGGCUACAUUUUCAAUUUCAUAAAUCGUCCAAAUAUUUGAAUUACAUCAAACAUGUUAAAUAUUUCAGCAUCCUGUUGUUUUGUUAAAAAUAUUUUGUAAAUCUUUUUGAAAUAGAUCAGCCAUAUAAAGCUUUAUGAAUUAACUGAAUUUUCAAAUUGUGUAAUCAUAUUAUAAUGAUAUCAAUUGUAUAGAAACUAUAUAAAUGAGGGUCUAAAGAUUGCUCAGAAGAGAAAUGCAGUACAAUUCAGGUAUGAAUGUAUACAAGAGGCUGUAUAUGGGAAGGUCUGUAAGAAUCUGUCACAGUGUAUGGUCACAACUGGCGUGUACUGUAUAACAUUUAGCCAUAUCUGUAUGAUAUGUAUGUGAAUCACACUGUAUCUGUAUUUAUACAAAUAUGAUUUUCAAUUUAUCAAAAAAUGCAUGAUCAAGUUUAUAAAUGUUACAAUAUUAUAUAUUAUCUAUCAUAUACACAUACAUGUACCUAUAGAUAUUAUUUAAAAAGGAGAUUGUAUUCAUAGAAUGCAUUAUUUUUGUCACUCUAUGCAUGUCCUGUUUUGUACACAGAGGCGUUUUUCAGAGUGUGAAAUCCUACCUCUAGUUCUGACAGGAUGGUUUUUUGCUACACAUUUAGUUUGAAGAUCACACUGUUUUCCAAUUUCCAUAUGCAAAUAGUCGCACAAAUGUUUCUCUUCGAAUCUUCUCAGGCUUUGCUACUUAAGAAUCAGAGAAAAAGAUCUUUAUGUUAC
Messenger RNA from Owenia fusiformis, 3976 nucleotides. The record is from the annotation of a GenBank genome assembly. NCBI's taxonomy places the organism in Eukaryota, Metazoa, Annelida, Polychaeta, Sabellida, Oweniidae.